This is a messenger RNA of Cercocebus atys (sooty mangabey), 2528 nucleotides long. RefSeq names its product isoprenylcysteine carboxyl methyltransferase (gene ICMT). The record is from RefSeq and is a predicted model, not a curated record. NCBI's taxonomy places the organism in Eukaryota, Metazoa, Chordata, Mammalia, Primates, Cercopithecidae. The transcript has 5 exons. Gene Ontology annotation, molecular function: protein C-terminal S-isoprenylcysteine carboxyl O-methyltransferase activity. Gene Ontology annotation, biological process: C-terminal protein methylation. Gene Ontology annotation, cellular component: membrane; endoplasmic reticulum. The coding region runs from base 68 to 922 and encodes 284 amino acids.
GGCGCGGCCGGCGCGUUUCCCCGGGCUACAGCCGUCGCCGCCGCCUCCUAGUCCGCCGCCCUGCGCCAUGGCGGGCUGCGCGGCGCGGGCUCCGCCAGGCUCCGAGGCGCGUCUCAGCCUCGCUACCUUCCUGCUGGGCGCCUCGGUGCUCGCGCUGCCGCUCCUCACGCGCGCCGGCUUGCAGGGCCGCACCGGGUUGGCGCUCUACGUGGCCGGGCUCAACGCGCUGCUGCUGCUGCUCUAUCGGCCGCCUCGCUACCAGAUAGCCAUCCGAGCUUGUUUCCUGGGGUUUGUGUUCGGCUGCGGCAUGCUGCUAAGUUUUAGCCAGUCUUCUUGGAGUCACUUUGGCUGGUACAUGUGCUCCCUGUCAUUGUUCCACUAUUCUGAAUACUUGGUGACAGCAGUCAAUAAUCCCAAAAGUCUGUCCUUGGAUUCCUUUCUCCUGAAUCACAGCCUGGAGUAUACAGUAGCCGCUCUUUCUUCUUGGUUAGAGUUCACACUUGAAAAUAUCUUUUGGCCAGAACUGAAGCAGAUCACCUGGCUCAGUGUCACAGGGCUGCUGAUGGUGGUCUUCGGAGAAUGUCUCAGGAAGGCGGCCAUGUUUACAGCUGGCUCCAAUUUCAACCACGUGGUGCAGAAUGAAAAAUCAGAUACACAUACUCUGGUGACCAGCGGAGUGUACGCUUGGUUUCGGCAUCCUUCUUACGUCGGGUGGUUUUACUGGAGUAUUGGAACUCAGGUGAUGCUGUGUAACCCCAUCUGCGGCGUCAGCUAUGCUCUGACGGUGUGGCGAUUCUUCCGCGAUCGAACAGAAGAAGAAGAAAUCUCACUAAUUCACUUUUUUGGAGAGGAGUACCUGGAGUAUAAGAAGAGGGUGCCCACGGGCCUGCCUUUCAUAAAGGGGGUCAAGGUGGACCUGUGACGGGCAGUGGCUCCGGUGACCUUGGGGCCUCCAGCCCCGUGCAGCCUGGGACAAAACUGUUUCUGGUCGGCCGCUGCAACAUGGAUUUUCUUAAUCGUUUUACGUCAUUAGUCACUCUUCUGGAAUGUCACUCAAGACCAAGCGGUCAGAAGGCCUGAGGACCCAAGGCCCCACUGGAGCAGUCUGUCCUUAUGCCGAAUCAAGGCGGAACAUGGGUGAAAGAUGAAUAAGAGGCAAAUCACAGCAAUAUUCCACAGCGCCCUCCAGAGUGACCUGGGGAGGACCGAGGCCACACGCCACUGCCCCCGAGGCCAGAGUGUAAGUAAGGGAUAACCAGGACUCCCUGGGAGAGAUGGACUCUGUCCUCAGCAACACUUCCACAGCAGAACGGGGUAGCAGGUACCCCUUCUUAUCAGCAUUAAAAAUGCUUUUACAACCUUUCAUUUAACCGAAAAACACAAACCGCUUUAACCUCUUUAUUUCUGUCCCUCACUGCAUGAACAUCUAUACAAUUUUAAAAAUAUUUCCUCAUAGGAUGCUUUGGCCUUUCAUCUAUUUAAUCAUAGCUACAUAUCUAUUUUUUAUAAGUAGCAGUACACAUUCAAAGGGGUAUUCCUAGCUCAACGCUUGGUGUUCUAGCUCAACUUUUAUCCUGCAGCAAGUAAGCCUAGAUACCUCCACACAAUUUGGCUGAGUGGCUUUGUGUGAACGUGGCCCCAGGCCAAGGGGAUCAUGGCCCUGGCCGGCUUUCCUGGGGGUCUCAGCUCCUGUUGUCAGUGACAGGCGGCUCAAAGGAGUGUCCAUUUCUCUUGAUCCAGAAGUGCUGAGUGAAUGCCUGCUCUGUGCAUGGCCUUAAACAUUGAGAAGUGCUGCUCUCCAUUUAUUUGGGAUUUGAUUCUCAUUUUACCAUAGCUUAUAUUCUCAAUUUCAAUGUCAGUCUCAGAACUCUUGUUUUAUGUGUUGUGUUCUCAAAAUUACAUUGUCCCUCAUGUCAUUUCAAACUGUUUUCAAAGGGAUUUGAACAUACACAACUACAAAUCCAAGCAGACUGACUCUCAAAAAUAAUCUUAAAUACUGCAAAUAGUCCCAACCAAGAUUCAGUCAAUAUGUUUGUUUUGCAAGUUUGGGAGAGUAGUUGACUUUGAGUCACACAUGGAAGCUUUAAGAGGCUUUAAGCGUGAAACGCUGGCUUCAUUCUGGACUAGACAGGAACUUGGCCUCAGCGUGAGAUCCUGCCAUGCAGUGUUACGGUGGCACUGAAGAAGUAUGAAUGUGAAGGCGUGGGCUUAGGGCCAGAGCACCACUCUGCUGCCCCACCACGCAGCUUGUGAGGAGCCACUAAACCUUUCCGUGCCUAGACCUCCCCAUCUGUGGAAUGGGGUCAAUACCACCUACCUCACAGGGGUGUUGUGAGGACUGAGAAGAACAAUGCCAAAUGUUUUUAAUACUCGGAUGUGGGGGCGACAUCAAUGAAAUCUGUACUGUAUAAAAGCUUCACAAAAAUGGGCAGACAUUUGGUUAAUUGUACCAGAUACCUAAAAUGUAUGUUCAGAAAAGCAUUUUAUCAACUCAGAGAUACGACGUGUUUCUAGAUUUCAUGGCUUAA